AUGUCCUCAUCUGGCUGCAGCACAAGAUGGACGACGCAGCGGGGGACCCGUCCAGUACGAAUAGCGAAUUGCUCGGGCUAUAAAGGCGAUCCAGGAUAUCAUAUGCGCUAUCAAGCGGAACUAGGAGACACAGAUUUUAUUACUGGUGACUAUCUUGCUGAAGUCAACAUCGCGGAGAACGCCCAGGCACAUGCAGAAGGCAAGCAUCCCGGUUGGGAGAAGACAGCCUGGGAUGGUAUCGAACAGACAAUUGAUCAGUUGAAUGAGAAAAGAAUCAAGGUCGUUGUUAAUGGGGGUGCGCAUAACCCCAAGGGGCUAGCGGAGAAGGUGCAAGAACUCGUUACGAGUAAAGGCUAUGACUUGAAGGUAGCGUACGUGUCCGGCGAUAAUCUGAUCGACGAGAUAAAGGACAUCAAAGAGAAAGGGUUACCGCCGCACCUAGAUUCCGACAACAGCGAAGUGACGGUCGCGGACCAUGCGCUUGAUAUUUUGAAGAGCGAUAAGCCGAUUGUCAGUGCAAACGUCUACCUUGGUGCUCGCGAAAUCGUUAAAGGCCUCGAAGAAGGCGCAGACAUUAUCAUAGCCGGUCGUGUUUCAGACGCCAGUCCUGUCAUCGGUGCCGCGUGGUACUGGUACUCGUGGCAUGACACUGACUUCGACGCGCUUGCCGGAGCGCUUAUUGCGGGUCAUCUCAUUGAAUGCAGUGGCUAUGUGACGGGCUCAAACUUUGCGGGGUUCUACGAGUAUCCUUUAGAUCAACUUUACGAUCUCACGUUCGGUAUUGCGGAAGUUGAAAAGGAUGGAACGUGCGUUAUUACGAAACACGAUGCAAAGAAAGGUUUUGUGACCGAAGACACUGUCAAAUGUCAGUUUCUGUAUGAGUUGCAAGGAAACAUCUACUUGAAUAGCGACGUUAAGGCCAUUCUGGAUCAAGUGCAGGUCAAAGCUGAGGAUAGAAACAGAGUCCGCGUAUGGGGCGUCAAAGGUGCUCCGCCUCCACCUACUACCAAACUUGCCAUCUUCUACCAAGCAGGUUACCAGUCUGAGAUUGUCGUCAAUGCGACCGGAUACGCCACCGCCGAAAAGUUCGACCUCUGGGAGCGCAUGAUCAAGUUUGGCCUCAAACAGAAAGGCAUACUGGAGAAUUUCGAUAUCCUGGAAUUCCAGCGCAUAGGAGUGCCAGAGUCUAACCCGAAGAGUCAGCUCAGAAGUACAUCGUAUUGCCGUAUCUUUGCAGAAACCAGCGAUCCGAAUGUGAACCUGGGAUUAGCGAGUCUACUGGCGGACUUUGCAAUGCAACACUACUCAGGGUUUCAUAGUACAAUGGACCAUCGCACAGCAAUACCGAAACCGUACUUAUCCUUUUAUCCGGCGAUUUGGCCGCAAAACAAGCUCAAAACAGCGAUCAACAUGCUCGAAUCUGGUGAAUCGAGGACACUGACCACUACGCCGCCCCCAAAGUCUGAAGAGAUUGGAAAACGACAAAGUUACGAGACUCCGAAUCCGGUGGAUCUUCAGGCUUUCGGUCCAACAACGCGUGCGCGGCUAGGAGACGUGGUGCUCGCCCGCUCGGGCGACAAAGGCGGCAACGCAAACAUCGGCUUUUUCAUACCUACCAGCCUACCGUCCUCCUACUCACACGCAUCACCCCUCUAUGCCGAAAGCUGGAACUGGCUCCGCAGCUUUCUUACGAUGCCUAAACUCAAGGAGAUGUUUGGAGAAAGUUGGAGCGACAGAUUCUUCGUGGAACGAGUGGAGUUCGAGGCUAUCAUGGCGGUACAUUUUGUGGUCUAUGGUGUGUUGGGUAGGGGCGUUAGCGGGAGUAGUAGGUUGGAUUCUUUCGCGAAAGGCAUGGGUGAUUGGUUGAGGGAUGUGGAAGUCGAGGUUCCAGUGAAGUUCCUGGAAGGAAGGGUCAGGGGGAAGGCCAUUGCUGGAAGGUAUGCGACAGAGGCAUGA
Molecule: messenger RNA, 1956 nt
Organism: Alternaria atra
Lineage: Eukaryota; Fungi; Ascomycota; Dothideomycetes; Pleosporales; Pleosporaceae
Exons: 4
Coding region: 1-1956 (651 amino acids)
Source: RefSeq, a predicted model, not a curated record